This is a messenger RNA of Sus scrofa (pig), 985 nucleotides long. The record is from RefSeq and is a predicted model, not a curated record. NCBI's taxonomy places the organism in Eukaryota, Metazoa, Chordata, Mammalia, Artiodactyla, Suidae.
UAGGUCUGGACAGGAACAGGCCAUGGUCAACCGCAGCUCCCCGGCAGGCUUCCUCCUUCUGGGCUUCUCUGAACACCCAGAGCUCGAGAGAAUCCUCUUCGUGGUUGUCUUCGCUUCCUACCUCCUGACUCUAGCUGGCAACACACUCAUCAUCCUGCUGUCCGUGCUGGACCCCAGGCUCCACUCCCCGAUGUACUUUUUCCUCUCCAACCUCUCCUUCUUGGACCUCUGUUUCACCACGAGCUGUGUCCCCCAGAUGCUGGUCCACCUGUGGGGCCCACACAAGACCAUCAGCUUCCUUGGCUGUGCUGUCCAGCUCUUCAUCUUCCUGCUCCUGGGGACCACUGAGUGUGUCCUCCUGACAGUGAUGGCCUUUGACCGCUAUGUGGCUGUCUGCCAACCCCUCCACUAUGCCACCACCAUGCACCCCCGCCUGUGCCGGCAGCUGGCGGCAGUGGCCUGGGUCAUUGGCCUGGUGGAGUCCAUGGUCCAGACACCACCCACACUUCGCCUGCCCUUCUGCCCCCACCGGCAGGUAGAUGAUUUUGUGUGUGAGGUCCCUUCUCUAAUUCGACUCUCCUGUGGGGACACCACCUACAAUGAGAUCCAGAUGGCUGUUGCCAGUGUCUUCAUCUUGGUGGUGCCCCUCAGUCUCAUCCUAGUCUCUUACGGUGCCAUCGCCCGGGCAGUGCUGAGGAUCAGCUCUGCCACAGCAUGGAGGAAGGCCCUGGGGACCUGCUCCUCCCAUCUCGCUGUGGUCACCCUCUUCUACAGCUCAGUCAUUGCCGUCUACCUCCAGCCCAAAAGUCCCUAUGCCCAGAGGAGGGGCAAGUUCUUUGGUCUCUUCUAUGCGGUGGGCAUCCCUUCACUUAACCCUCUCAUAUAUACCCUGAGGAACAAGGAGGUCAAGAGGGCGCUCGGGAGGUUGCUGGGGCAGGACAGGGACUCCAGGGAGAGCUGAGGGAGAGAUGCUUCAAGUGCUUUC